GCUGCUAAUAGGUCAUUAGCAUGUGAAAUGGUUCCAGGAAAGAUCAUCAACUGUCUUCCUGCUCUUCUGCAGUGUCCUAACUCAGAGACCUGGGCUAUAAAAGCCAGGGGGAAUGUGGGUAAAGCUUCACAUCACUCUCCAGGGAGCUGCAGCCAUGAAGAUCCAGGCUCUUUCUGCCCUCUUUUUCCUCCUGAUCGCCACAAAUGAAGCCAAAAUUUGGGAGAAAUGUGAACUGGCCACGAAGAUGAAAAACGAAGGCCUGGAUGGGUUCCAAGGCUACCCACUGGCGGACUGGAUCUGCAUGGCCUAUCACGAGAGCAAAUACGAUACCAGCGUUGUGGGCUCUGCAAAUACAGAUGGCAGCUUAAACUUUGGGAUUUUUCAGAUAGGCAGCAGAUACUGGUGCCAACAUGAAAAGCUUCCAUCAGCAAACGCGUGCAACAAACCCUGCAGCAGUUUCACAAAUGAUGACAUCACCGAUGACAUUGAGUGUGCUAAGAGAAUCGUCCAGGACCCCCAAAAGAUGGAUGCCUGGGUUGGAUGGCUGAAAAACUGCAAAGGAAAAGACCUCUCCGAAUGGACACGGGAUUGCAACAUGUAAUUCGUAUGAAGGCCUACGCACCAGCCCUUUUCUUCGUGUUUUGCUAUUCAAAAAGGACCUCACCACUCUUAGUAUUUGUCCAUUUCUUGCUGAACAUGUUCUUGCUGAACAUAUAUUUGCACACCAUUAGGUGGGGAGAAUGCCUGUUUUUGCACAUGAAAAAAGAGUCAUUUGAAAAGUUCCUGUGGGGGGGAGGGGAGAGCAGAUUUCUGCUUUGAAUGAAGGGUUUCUCUGCUUCAAAACCUUCAAUAAAUUGAGUGCAACCACC
Molecule: messenger RNA, 869 nt
Organism: Heteronotia binoei (common prickly gecko)
Lineage: Eukaryota; Metazoa; Chordata; Lepidosauria; Squamata; Gekkonidae
Product: lysozyme C, milk isozyme-like
Exons: 4
Coding region: 113-601 (162 amino acids)
Molecular function (GO): lysozyme activity
Source: RefSeq, a predicted model, not a curated record